Ceratina calcarata is the source of this 3301-nucleotide messenger RNA. RefSeq names its product spermiogenesis-related protein stanley-cup (gene s-cup). The transcript is spliced from 4 exons. NCBI's taxonomy places the organism in Eukaryota, Metazoa, Arthropoda, Insecta, Hymenoptera, Apidae. The record is from RefSeq and is a predicted model, not a curated record. Bases 1966 to 2670 code for a protein of 234 amino acids.
ACACGUUUCAUGUCGCGUUUCCAAAUAAACAAAAUAAACUCGACGGUCGAUCGAAUUUAAUAGAUUAGGCGAACGAUGAUUGACACCCUUUUUUCACGUACGAAAUGAUAAAAAGGAUUGACGUUAUCUUUGAGCGAGCGAUUUGUUCGGAACGAACGGGAUGUUCGAAAGUGGAACAAUAUGUUAAAACGGUCCAAUUAAAAUCAUUGACAGAGAUAGAAAUUAAUGAAGUAAUCGCUGGUACUAAUUGACUUUUUGAAACUCGAACCUCGUUAAUUGCUUGAACAUUGAAUUCGUCUAUGAUGCAGCUCGACAGACGUUAAUUUAUUGAGUAGGUUGACGAGUUAUGUAAAGUUAUUUGAACAGACGGUCUUGUGAUACUUUCGGUACGCUGAAUAUCUAGUGAAGUUUUUACGACGUAUAGAAAAUCUUGCAAUGGCAUACGAGACGAUCAGAAACGAUCAUGUACAUUUGACGAUUGAUUUGAUGGGAGAUCAAUCGUAGCAAUUAUUCACGAUGAUUUGAUUGCCGUAGAUUGAUCGCCGGGAGAACACUUGUAUGCAUUCGAUCAAUGUUCGUGUACAUAACAGAUUUGCAAACCCUCGAAGAUUAUAGGAAAACAUAAAUAUGUAUAGAUUAUUUUGUAGGAUAUUAAAAAUUAAAAAUCAUCAGGUUUCAUAAUAGACUCUGGCAGACUAAAAGUUUCGUCAAUUGAGUAGGCACGACAUAAAUCGAUCGCACGCUUGUGAAGGACGAAACAAAUGGCGCAAGAACUAUAGAGAAGCUCUGCUCGUUCGAAUAAUGUAGCUUGCAUCGCGUGCGCCAAGCAUAUUUUUUUACUCAUCCCUUUCGCAAAUAUUCUUGACUCAGAAAAAGGAAGGAGCAGACCAAACGGUCUUUCGAAACGAUUUCAUCGAAGAUAAUUUUCUAAUUCUGUAUUUUAAGAUUUUAGUUUAAAGGGAAGAAAAUCAUUACUGGCACAACGUCACAAACAAAUUGAAUAAUUAAACGAGGAGUAUGUCUCAAGCUGAGUAUUUUAUGAACAAUUAGUAUCAAGAUGUGUUAAAGUAGUAAAUGACAGAGACUCGCACACAUGCUCGAAAUCUUGAUGAACACCGUUAGCUAUUUUAAUACCGUGUCAAGGUGUUAAUUAUACAUGCAUUCAAGUUCGAGCUUUAUUUCCCAUUGGGAGGAACGUGCGCCUGUAGAACUGGGACGUAUGCCUACAUAUAUAAAUUUCGAUGUCAGAACGUUCUUCGCAUUUAAUCGAGGUUUUCCAUUCACCUUGCUUCCACGCGAAUUCUUUCCCACUGCAGUUUCUACCAUCUACUCUCUCCUUCAAUCGAGAGAUUAUAAUUAAUCUCAUGCGAUCAUAGAAAAUAUCUAGAAUAUAUUUUUUAAACUGAUACCAGGAAUGUUUCAUGUAGCAUAAAAAUCCACAGUCUAAUUAUAAUGUAAAGGAAGAUAAUCGUGAUCAACUUUCUUCUCGAUGUUUAAUAAUAAAUAAAUAGGAAUAAUCGGAAAUCGAAUAUUAUCUAUUUUUAGUUAAUGAAAUUCUCUUACGUCAAUGCAGUCAAUUCUAAUAGGAUAUGUAAACGACAUCGGGAAACAGAAUUCUUUUACUAUUAAACUUAUAUAUCGAGAUUAAGGUCGACAAUAAUGAUGAGAGACUUUCUCAUAGUAUUACUAGCUGACCCGUUCUUUUAGAAAUCGAGGAUGAUCUCCAUUUCCAAUUUUAUUGUUCUCCCGUAGCGAACGUCGUGAAAGAAUGCGAACAGGUUGAACAGAGCCGAGGGAUCGAAAGCCUAAAAAGUACCGAUUUAAACUUGUAUAGAUAAAGUCCGAGGUAUGCGAGAAAAACGAGCAUCUGAAACUAGGGAAACCGUGAAGGAUCGAAGACCGAAUAAUCGCCGGGGAAGUAAAGCGGUACCAGCCUCGAAUACAGCGUAAUCGAGACGUUCGAAAAUGACCCAAGACUUGAAACCACGGACGAAAAGGAUGACGGUACGACGAACGAUGACGAUGCUGGCUACGAUAGAAGCAACCAACAAGCGCAAUGGUACAAGCGUACACGAAGUCGUGCCUAUUUCACCGGGAUACAAUGUCACCACGACGGCUAGCAAGACGAGUCACUUCGAAACCGAUUUACACGGGAACGUUAAUAUUCUUCUUGGCGGAGCGAUGCUUAGCGGCGUGAUUAUGGUCGUCUUCCUGAUGUGUUACUGCUGUCACAAGAGUAUCCGGAAGAACCGACCGCAAGAAUAUCCGCAGUAUUGGAGAACGGAACCAGACGUGCACAGUCUCGAAGUCUUCACCACAGAAGCGCACGCCGCUUGCUGCGAUAGACAAUCGACCAUCGAAGGGAAUCAGGACGAGAACACGUAUGGGUCCCUUCCGUGCCCCGUGACACCCAGCUCUGGCCCUGGACCACCUCCGACUUACGACAGUCUGAUCUUCGAUCCGAAGAGCCUGCCCAACACCAUCGACAAAAAGCCUGACGGCGCGGACACGCCUGGCACUAUAAUUCCUACCAUGGUGUCCACGUUGCUAGGCCUGAGCUCGACCGUGAGAUCCACGGAUAGCAACGAGGCUACGGAGCAAGAAAUCACCGACGAGGGACUGCCUUCUUACGAGGCCGCCUUGAAGCUGGACGCGGACGGCUACGUGUAAUACGCAGCCUACGGUCCCUACUAUUCCUAAACAAUUUUACGAUUCCUCGAACCAAACGUGCCUUUUCUCAGAGAAAACAAAGAUUCGAAGAGACGGAAACGUGGCUCGACGAAACAUUCGGUUCGCCAGCUACUCGACAAAACUCGAAUUUGUCCGAAGGUGAAAAGCGGCUGACAUAUCCAGAAUCGGCGAUAUCAACGAAUUCGAUUCUUAUCAGUUUAUUGUAAUCGCGUUUGUUAAAUGUUUUGCCGACUGGGACGCGCGUGGGCAGCGUAAGAAAUCGAUGAUCUUAUGCUUCAACUGACAAAGGCCACUUUAGUGGUCCUCUGCUAUAUCGUUGAUCAGCUUAAAGACCACUUUAGGCAGCUGUGUAUUAAGCCCCCAUUUAUAGUCGUUCGUGGAGCUGAUCGUGUUGCGAAUUCGUGUACGUGUUACUUAACGUGACCGCCCGAAGGUCUUGCGAUUAAAAGAAACAGCGAGUUACAGCUAGAAUGGUAGCAUCAAUUAAAGCGACGUGAUAAAAAAAAUUGUUCAUUUGCGGUUUAUCUUUACUAAUAAUACGAGUCUAACGAUAAUUGUCUCUGUACUUUUUCACUGAUUAUACAUUAGCAAGGCCACUUCUUGUACUGUU